AUGACCGAUAAAUAUGUAUCAGGUUAUCCUCCUCCACCAUAUUAUUAUGAGGAAUAUGAAGAUGCAAAUAUAAAAAAGAUUUUUGAAAUAAAUAAUUCUAAAGAUAAUGAACAAUUUAUAAAAAAAAUAAAUGAAAUAUAUAAUAUAUAUGAUAUUAAUGAAAAUAAGAAUAUAAAAACGCUUCUAGCAUAUAAUGAUAUAGAUAAAUAUGAUAAAAAUAAAUGUACCUUUUUAAUGGGGAGACCCCCCCCAAUAGCUUUAAAAAAUAAUUAUAAUAUAUUUGGUAUGAAUUACAAUGUUGAAAGAAAAAUUGAAAAAUUAGAACCAGACGAUUGCUUAUAUAAUGAAAAAAAAAACUUAAAGGAAGAAUUUAUUAGAUUAUAUAAAAUGUAUAAGGAUUACUUUUUUGAUUUAUUUGAUGAUAUAGUAAAUAAUAGAAAAAAUGAUAAAAGCAUAAUAAAAAAUUUAAUAAAAGUUCAUAUAAAUUUAUUUCAUAUAUUAGCUAAUUUAAGGUAUCAUCAAAGUGUUAAUAAUAUUAUUAAUGUAUUAAAGAUACAACUAAAAAGAAGGCAAAUAGCCAUUGAUAAAAUGAAAAUAAGUUUGUUAAAUGUGUAUAAUUAUAUAAAUUAUGUCCAAACAAAUUUUUCAAAAAUAAAAAUGAUUAAAGAUGAAAAAAAAAAUACUAAAAAAGAAAAAAAAUUAAAAAUUACAGAAAAUUGA
This is a messenger RNA of Plasmodium gallinaceum, 720 nucleotides long. RefSeq names its product mediator of RNA polymerase II transcription subunit 7, putative (gene MED7). Gene Ontology annotation, cellular component: mediator complex; core mediator complex. Gene Ontology annotation, molecular function: transcription coregulator activity. Gene Ontology annotation, biological process: regulation of transcription by RNA polymerase II. Bases 1 to 720 code for a protein of 239 amino acids. The record is from RefSeq and is a predicted model, not a curated record. The transcript has a single exon. NCBI's taxonomy places the organism in Eukaryota, Apicomplexa, Aconoidasida, Haemosporida, Plasmodiidae.